This is a messenger RNA of Fulvia fulva, 1704 nucleotides long. RefSeq names its product Trichothecene efflux pump TRI12. Bases 1 to 1704 code for a protein of 567 amino acids. The record is from RefSeq and is a predicted model, not a curated record. Gene Ontology annotation, molecular function: transmembrane transporter activity. The transcript is spliced from 3 exons. Gene Ontology annotation, cellular component: membrane. Lineage: Eukaryota; Fungi; Ascomycota; Dothideomycetes; Mycosphaerellales; Mycosphaerellaceae. Gene Ontology annotation, biological process: transmembrane transport.
AUGACGUCCCUAGACAAAGAACGCGGAGCGACAGAGCUGAGGAAUUUCGAGACGAGCGAUACUAAUAGCAAUGGCAAGGGAUCUGCUGUUGAGCCGCAGGGCGAGAACAAGGUGACCUUCAGCUUCUUCAUGACCAUGCUCGGUCUCAGCAUGGCUUUCAUUGUCGCUGAAGUCACGCCUCUGUUCCUGGUAACCUGCUUCACGGUCAUCGCCUACGACCUCAAUGCCAUAGAGCAAGUCAUCUGGGUCAUCGUCGCACCCUACAUCGCUACUGGAGCAAUCGCACCUUUCGUUGGAGCGAUGUCUGACUUGAUGGGUCGACGAGGAGUCAUCCUGGCAUCUUUGGUAAUGGCGGUUGUGGCCUUCAUCUUGCUCGGAGCAGCACCGAACUUUGCCGUAUUCCUGGUCGGGCAGGUGAUCGUGGGAAUGGCCAUUGGGAUUCAGCUCCUGACUGUCAUCGCUGCCGCAUCAGAGUUGGUGACUGUUGCAAAGAGAGGUGCAACGAUCGGAUACAUCGUCAUUGGAUUUUUCCCCUUCGCUGCUGCUAGUCUGUAUGGUCAGCUUAUCGCCGAACGAAACUGGAGGUGGAUCUUCCUACUACUUGGAAUCUGGUCAGCCAUCUCAUUCGUCGUGCUCUUCAUCUUCUACAGACCACCACCUAGAGCAGCCGCCGCGGGCUUGACAAAGAUGCAGCUUCUCGGACGUCUGGACUACGUUGGAUGUACACUUUCGGUCCUGGGAGUGGUACUUUUCUUAGUGGGCAUCAAUUGGGGUGGCCAGACCUAUUCUUGGGGAUCUGCGAGGGUUGUAUGCAUGCUGGUCUUCGGCAUCGUGUCCCUCAUCGCGUUCGGCGUCUACGAGCGCUUCUUCUGCAAAUAUCCGAUGUUCCCAGGACGACUGAUUCAGAGCAAGAGGCACUUUACUGCCGUGUCGAUUCUGUGCUUGACAUCCGGUGUCAACUAUGUGCCUCUGACCGUAUUCUGGACGAUCCAGACAUACAGCGUCUACGGGGCUAGCUUUGCGCAGGCUGGCCUCUGGCUGCUACCUCUCGGGUUCUGCAUUGCUGGUGGUGCAGUAAUCGCCGCUAUCGGAAUGACAGUCUUCAAGCGACACAUUCAGUGGCUAUUGCUAUUCUUCUGUAUCAUGCAGACAGUCGGCAUCGCCUGCAUGUCCCUUUUCGACCCGAACAACAUUAAUACCGUCUGGGCCCCGAUGAUCUUCGGUCUCAUCGGUGUAGGCGCUGUCUUGUUGCCAUCGCAAGUCGUCUUCUCGGUCAUCUCGCCAGAUGACCUGAUCGGGACCAGCGUAGCACUCUCGCUGGUCAUUCGCAUGAUCGGACAAGUCGUAGGCAAGUCCAUGUUCUACAACAUCUUCAAGUCCGAGCUGCAGAAGAGAGCCACCAGCAUUCUCGCCUUCCCUGCGAUCUCAGUCGGAUUUGGAGGUCCAGACGUUGUCGAAAGGAUCACGAAACUGAUCACUACCAUGACUGCCGGACCAUUGAGCCACUAUGUUGCUCUGUUCCCGGAGAUCCAAGGACCGGAAGAGUUGGCGACUGUGGUGACUGCUGGGCAGGAGCUGUACAGUAAGGUCUUUCCACUGUUGUACUUGGUCUCAAUUCCGUGGGGUGUGCUGGCAUGCGUCUCAUGUCUGGCGCUUUGGGGAAUUGAUAAGUACAUGGUCGACACUGUUGCCGUGCAUCUGUAG